GUCUCAAGAAGCUCAAAGACUACCACUACCAUGUGUGUGACCUCUACCACCAGUAUGGACCCCUUGUAAAAGAACACUUUGGGUCGCAGAUCAUCGUGCAUGUGUUUGACCCAGCUGAUAUUCGCACUGUCUACGAGAAUGAUGGCAAGACCCCGUAUAUUCCACCUUUGCAGGAAACGACUCAAUUUUACCGUCAGGAGAAAGAUAUGUCACUUGGUCUUGGAAAUAUUAAUGGUGAAGAAUGGUACAAACUCCGCCAUGCUGUGCAGAUGAUGAUGCUCCGUCCUCGUGAAGUGAGUUACUACUACCCCUUGCAAGAUGGAGUGGCAAAAAAGGCUGUUGAGAAGCUAGCAGCAGAGGUCGAUGAGGAUGGGGUUGUCUCCGAUCUGCACACACUCAUUAGCCAGUGGAUUCUUGAAUCUGCAGGCAUGUGUUGCUUUGAGAGAUCCCUUGGUUGCCUUAGUGGAGGCCAUGAGGAAGAACUGGCAAAGAAUCUGGUCAGGACUAAUGUGGAAAUAUUUAAGCUGUCCGCUGAACUGAAGUUUUCAAUGAGAAUAUAUCGAUAUUUCAAGACGAGGAAAUAUAAGAAACUUCAUAAUCUUGAGGACUCUUUUUAUGGAAUCUCCAUAGACUUUAUCACAGAUGCACUGAACCACAUCAAAGGCCUUGCAGCAGAGAAUAAACUACAGGAGGGGGACUUCAACUUCCUCUCAUACUUGAUGUCGCGGAAGGAGCUCUCCCAUAAGGAUAUUGUGACCAUCACUCUGUCACUAUUUUCUGAUGGUCUUUCUACGACAUCACCUGUCCUCUUGGGGAACCUGCACUGUUUGGCUUUGAAUCCAGAAGUACAAGAACGGCUCUAUGAGGAAAUAAAAAAGAAUGUUGAUCAGUCUUCACCUAUCACAGUAAACAUAAUCAAUCGGCUGCACUACCUGAAGGCUUUUGUGAAAGAGGUAUUUAG
This is a messenger RNA of Penaeus vannamei (Pacific white shrimp), 961 nucleotides long. The record is from RefSeq and is a predicted model, not a curated record. Lineage: Eukaryota; Metazoa; Arthropoda; Malacostraca; Decapoda; Penaeidae.